Molecule: messenger RNA, 5250 nt
Organism: Calliphora vicina (urban bluebottle blowfly)
Lineage: Eukaryota; Metazoa; Arthropoda; Insecta; Diptera; Calliphoridae
Gene: robo3
Product: roundabout 3
Exons: 12
Coding region: 234-4934 (1566 amino acids)
Biological process (GO): cell-cell adhesion
Molecular function (GO): protein binding
Source: RefSeq, a predicted model, not a curated record
UACAAACGGAAACGGAAUUGAAGUUCAUGUAUGUACGUCGUCGAAACAACACAGUAAAUGUUUUUACAACAUUUGCUCUAAAGUGUAUGAGUGUGUAAAAAGUAAAACCUGCAGGUUAAAGGCAUCUUCUUAUAAAACAACGUUAGAAGAUUAUAACAACAAUAACAUCUCUACAAUAAAGAAAAUAAAAUAAACGAAAACCUCAAACAAAAAAGAAAACACCAGCUUCUAACAUGGAUAUACGUUUUAUAUUCAUCAUAUUUUUAUUAAAUUGGAAUUACACACAAGGUUCACAUCCACCCAGAAUAGUGGAACAUCCAAUUGACACAACAGUGCCGCGUCAUGAACCCGCAACGCUUAAUUGCAAAGCGGAAGGUUCGCCCAUACCCACCAUACAGUGGUAUAAAGAUGGAGUACCAUUGAAAAUUUUACCAGGAUCACAUAGGAUAACAUUACCGGCUGGUGGAUUAUUCUUUCUAAAGGUGGUAAACUCAAGACGUGAAACGGAUGCUGGUGUAUAUUGGUGUGAAGCGAAAAAUGAGCUGGGUUUUGCUCGCUCACGUAAUGCGACAUUACAAGUGGCGGUGCUGCGUGAUGAAUUUCGUAUUGAGCCGCAAAACACACGCAUUGCACAGGGCGAUACGGCUUUAUUGGAAUGUGCUGCUCCACGAGGGGUACCCGAACCGGUGGUGUUUUGGAAAAAAGGUGGCCAAAUGUUAGAUAUGGAGUCGACGAAACGGAUACGCAUAGUAGAUGGUGGCAAUUUGGCCAUACAAGAUGCCCGUCAAAGUGAUGAGGGUCAAUAUCAGUGUAUUGCCAAAAAUCCUGUAGGCAUAAGAGAGUCAACAAUGGCCACAUUAAAAGUUCACAUUAAACCAUUUAUUAUACGUGGCCCACAUGAUCAAACCGUUUUGGAGGGUUCAUCAGUGACAUUCCCUUGUCGUGUUGGCGGUGAUCCAAUGCCUGAUGUUUUAUGGUUGCGCACUGCUUCUGGCGGCAAUAUGCCAUUAGAUCGUGUUAGCGUUUUGGAAGACAGAAGCUUGCGUUUGGAACGUGUCACCGUAGCAGAUGAGGGUGAAUAUAGCUGUGAGGCUGACAAUGUUGUAGGCGAAAUAUCCGCCAUGGGCACUCUCACGGUAUAUGCACCUCCCAAAUUUAUACAACGUCCUACUAGUAAAUCCGUAGAAUUAGGUGCUGAUACCUCUUUCGAAUGUCGAGCUUCCGGCAAUCCUCGCCCCACCAUAUUCUGGACCAUAAAAAACAAUCGUACCGUAAUCUUUCCGGGAGCACCGCCUUUAAAUCGUUUCCAAAGUAUAAACACCGAAGAUGGUCAUUCCAUACUAACGCUAACAAAAUUCCAGCGUACUGAUAAAGAUUUGGUCAUAGUGUGCAAUGCCAUGAAUGAAGUGGCCACCAUAACCACAAGAGCUCAAUUGACUUUGGAUUCACAAGAAGAUAGACCGCCGCCUAUAAUUAUAAUGGGUCCAGUAAAUCAAACGCUGCCUGUGAAGAGCUUAGCCACCUUGCAUUGCAAAGCGAUUGGUUUACCCAAUCCCACCAUCUCCUGGUAUCGUGAUGGCAUACCCGUGCAUCAAACUGCAAAAAUUAAUAUAACCACAGCUGGUGAUUUAAUAAUUUCCGACUUAGAUAGACAGCAAGAUCAGGGUUUGUAUACCUGUGUGGCCAGCAGUCGUACGGGCAAAAGUACCUGGAGUGGUUUCUUGCGCAUUGAGGUGCCCACCAAUCCCAACAUUAAAUUCUAUCGUGCACCAGAACAAAGCAAAUGUCCAUCGGCACCUGGGCAACCGAAAGUCUUAAAUGCCUCAUCUACUGCUCUGACAAUUGUAUGGCCAACAAGUGAUAAGCCUGGUGCCUCACCCCUGCUGGGCUAUUCGGUGGAAAUGUAUUCCACCAACAAUAGUAAAACAUGGAUACCCAUAGCGGCACGCUUGAAUGAGCCCAUUUUUACAGUUGAUGGCCUGUCAAAUGGAGCAGCAUACAUGUUUAUUGUACGAGCUGAAAAUGCAUUGGGUUUCUCGCCACCCUCUCCCAUCUCGGAGACAAUAAUUGCUGGUCAAUUGGUAACAAGAGGACAUCGCGGCAGCAGCUCUACAUCAUCGUCGGCCAUCGAUGGGGCAGGAAAUGUUGAUUUAAUGCUUGCCGAAGUGGAAACUUUAUUGCAAACAAACGAUGUUGUCGAGCUACUCGAAGCAAAUGCUUCCGAUUCGUCAAGUGUACGUCUGGCCUGGGAUAUUGAUAGCGGUCAAUAUAUCGAAGGCUUUUAUAUUUAUGCCAGAGAAUUGCAUUCGGUUGAGUAUAAAAUGAUGACUGUAUUAAAUGCUGGCAAUGGCGCCAGUGCCUGUACGGUAAAUGGUUUGGCGAAGGCCAGCAAUUAUGAGUUUUUUCUUGUGCCAUUUUACAAAAGCGUCAUAGGAAAACCAUCUAAUUCGAAAUAUGCCAUGACCAUGGAAGAUGUGCCAGAAUCGCCGCCUCAUGGUAUGGAGGCUAUACAAUUUAAUCGCACCUCUGUAUUCCUAAAAUGGCAGCCACCAUAUCCCAACAGAACCCGAAAUGGCAUUUUAACCAAUUACAAUGUGAUUGUCAAAGGUUUAGAUGUUCACAAUACAACACGCAUUUAUAAAAAUAUGACAAUAGAUGCCAGCUCACCAACCCUGUUGCUGGCCAAUCUCACCACAGGUGUCACCUAUUAUAUUGUCGUGGCAGCAGCCACUAAAGUAGGUGUUGGUCCUUUUAGUAAACCAGCGGUAUUGCGUAUGGAUCCCAGAACACAAUCAUUAGAUACUGGCUACACAAGAUAUCCCAUCAAUCGUGAUAUAGCGGAUGAUUUUUUAACUCAGACGUGGUUUAUCGUUUUACUGGGUUCCAUAAUAGCUAUUAUAGUUUUUCUAUUUGGUGCUUUGGUUUUAUUUAAACGUUAUCAAUUCAUCAAGCAGACCUCAUUGGGUAGUUUACAUGGAAAUCACGCAAUUGGUGCUGUGCGAAAAUUCCCCACUCUGCCAUUAAAUGCCAAUGGUGGCGGUGGUGUUUGGAUCGAUCCAGCCGGUGGGGUUUGGCGUCAGGCCAAUACAACAUCUUGUACCACAAAGGAGCAGCUGCCGGAUUAUUCCCAGGUAGCCGGCCAAACAGCACAGCAGCAGCACCACCAGCAACAACAACAACAGCAACACCACAUGCCUUUGCCAGAUUAUGAAAGACUAACACCACUUAAUAUGCCCGAUUAUGCUGAAGUUGCAUGUUCAACAUUUAAAACUCCAAACGGAACAGCACAUGGCCAGACCGCAAACAAUGGAUUACAGAAACAACAACAGCAGCAAUCGUUGUAUGAUAGUUGCGGUGCAUAUGCAACAACAAAUCUUGUAGCAAAUGCAAAAUUAUAUCAGAAUCAUCAGCAACAACAACAACAACAGCAGCAGUCACAACGUUAUGCAACCGGAAAUGGAAAUAAUACGACAACUUCAACGAUUAAAACAAUGCAACAACAGCAGCAGCAGCAACAAGGUGGCGGUGAUAAUAUAGAGGGUGCUUUGCGCACAGGAAAUGAACAAAAAUUAUCAUCAUUGUCCUCAUCAUCACCAUCGACGGCCUCAACAACAGCGGCGGCAUCAGCACUAACACGCAACAAUAUUAACAACGAUGACUAUCGUUCAACAAUGGGCAGUAUUUCAUCUGGUCUGUAUUCGGCGCCACCCAGUCAACAUUAUUCCAUGGGCAGUGGUUGUGGUAGUAUUGGCGGCAGCGGUGCUGGUAUUGGUGGUGUUGUAGGUUUUGCUAAUAUGGACAACAAUCCCUUUGGCAACAAUAUGUUAACAUUGCCGGAUAAAAUGACAGCUAGUACGGCUUCCACAGCCAUACUAAGCUCAUCGCCGGCUAAAACACAACCACAUCAAACAAAAAAAUCAAUGACAAAUUUAAAUACUGGCACGGCUAUGAGUGCAAAUAAAAUCAAUAUUACCGAGAAUCGUUUUGACUUGAUGAAUAAUGAACCCUUGCAGCCUACACGUUUAAAUCCCUUCAAUUCCAAUAGUAUGCAAUCACAAAGUCAACGACAACAACAGCAACAACAGCAGCAGCAGCAACAACAACAACAGCAACAAUUACUGGUUGCCAGUAAUGCCUUGAAACAGGGACUGGGCGCUUAUGCCAACACUACUUUAGCCACCCAAAUGAUAAGCGGUGGUGGAGCGGGUACUUUGCGUAGACCACGCAACAACAAGGUAUUCAAAAGUGAAAAUAACAUAAACUUUGGUAGUCUCUACAACAAUAAAUCAACCUCAAACAGUACUGCACAACCAGCUACUAAUCACAAUACAGGAUCACAUUUAGAUUUUCUCACCAACUCGCAUGCUGAUCAUUUUAAUGACAACGAUUUUGGUGCCAUAAGUAACUCCACCAAUCAAUUGCUCAACGACUGGGCUUCUAAUUCCUCAAUAGCGGCCUCAGACUAUCAUUUUGGCAGUAAACAGCCCAAUAAACAACAUUUGUAUAUAAAAUCCAAGGACGGCACUUGGUCAGCUGUCUCCUCGGAUGCCUAUCAAGCAUUUAGGCAGCAACAGCAGCAGCAGCAACAACAACAGCAGCCACCACCUUCUUAUGCUCAUGCGGCAGGUGAUAAAUUUUUACAACCUUCCCCUAGUCAUUUAAUUUCGAAUUCGAACACCUCCACCAAUAAUACCAAUAACACCACCAACAAUACCACUUCCUCCGCAUCCUCCUCCCAAUUAACUAGUUUAUAUAAUAAUACCAGCAACCAUAAUCAAGUGUCUAAUGGCAGCAGCCACAAUAACAGCAGCAGUAGUAGCUCAAAUUUAAAUUCCUCCACCAUCAACACCACCACCACCACCGCUAGCGAUAAUUUAAUGUCUAGUCAUAAUAAUAAGUAUUUUAGUAGUUUUGGUCCCUCAGCCAAUGUGUAAGUUUAACAAAAUUUGUAAUCAAUAAAAUAUGCUAAAACCCCAAAAAAAAACACACAACAAAUUCUUUUUUAGCUUGUAUUGAUAAUUUGUAAAAUAAUCCAAAACAAAAACACACUUGAUCCUAUAGCAAACGAUUAGCAAGAUCAAGUCAAACAUAUAACAAUUUAAAACAAACAAAAAAAAAAUAACUAUGUACAGUAUAAUUGUGAUCUUAAAAAGAAAAAUAAUAAUUUAAUAAAAACAAAAGGAAAUUUCUAGUGCUCAUCUGUCAGUUAAAAACUCCGUCUUAAGGAGUCUAAGGGGUUGUACAGCAACA